AUGAUACGAGAAUUCGUCUAUUUGCUGUUUGCUGCUGCCAGCAUCGUCAUCUCAACUCCAUCAGAGAGUAGGGUUUCGAUUCCGAUUGAACAAAACAAUUUGGUUGGAUACCAGAGAAAAAUAAGCAACGAAGAACAUGAAUUGAAUGCAAAAGACUAUUUGAACUCUGGUCAGUGGCGGUGUGGAGGAGGUGGCUUGGAGAGGUUUGUUGCACUUACUUUUGGAUGUUGGGAUAAACUUGCUGAAGUGAACAUGUGUUGUUCUGUUCAUGAUGAUUGCUACGCUCUUCAAUUGGGAAAAGAUUUUUGUGAUUUGAAAUUCUGUAGCUGUUUAAAUGAAACAUUGAAAUGGAUAGGAUACGGUAGUAUGUGCUUCGAGAAACAGUGGACUGGGGGCGCAUGCUUGACUGUUAAAGUUUCAGGAGGGAUUUUCUAUAAACCAUAUAAGGAGGGAUACGUUGAUACGAAUCUUGUGACUUAUGUUCCAGCUCUGAAUAAGACUGUCGAAGAUAAUUACAUGAAGUUAUAUGAGACUUGUAAAUUUAUGAACGUGACCUUCUCUAAUUGUGCUUACAAUCAUAUGCUCUGUUACAUGAGAAUACUUCCUGAUCGAAAUGCUCAAACUUAUGAAAACUGUGUGGAUAAUUUGAUUACUUGUUUGGAUGAAUCAACCUCAAUUCUUGCUUCAUCCGAUGAGCAAUGUCUUACUCAAGUGGAAAUUACAAUGAAGGCAAUUGCAGACAAUAGUAAAGUUUCUGGAAUUCCAACGAUUCGAGAAGCGAAAUAUCCAAAACUACAAAUGAUGAUAUGUCUUUCAAUGUUACUCGUAGUUCCUUUUUUGGUUUCAGAUAUGGUUUGUCCGGGAGAUAAAGAAACUGAGAUACGGUAUGGUCCAACUGAUAUCUGCUUCUUUUGUGACAUCUGGAAUCGCUACCCUACUACAAACUACAUUUGGAAUGAGGUCUGUUUUUACUUCCAACCGUUGUCUCAUACUAAUCUCAGAUUGGCCAUUCUUCAUGGUCCAUCAUUUGCCUAUCUUCCAGUUCUAAACACAUUUCAAACAAUGUAUCCAUGUAAUGAACAUACAGAUACAAGUUUAUGGCAACAGAAAAUACAAAUGAUAUCAGGAAGUUGUCUCAUCGCUGUUCUUGUCAUGCCUCUUUUUGGAUUUACAGGCAUCAUUGGUUUCCUUUCAAAAUUCAUUGGUCCAAUUACAAUUGUUCCUAUAAUUAGUCUUCUCACAAUAAGUGCAGUUCCAGAUGUUGAACAGAAAAUGUCAUUGCAUUGGAUGUCAUCUGUAGAAUUUUUGAUACUCGUAGUAUUCAUUGUACUUUUGGAACACUGGGAAAUGCCUCUUCCAGCUUUUUCAUUUAGUGAAAAACGAUUCCAUGUCAUAAGGAAAAAAGUUUUGAGUCAAUUUCCUUAUAUAAUCGGAAUUGGCAUCGGAUGGUUCAUUUGUUUCAUUCUGACAGUUACCAACGCAAUACCAAUCAAUAGUUCAGCACGAACUGAUCAGAAUUCAAGUAUUGAAACAUUGAGAAGUACUCCGUGGUUUCAUUUUCCAAUUCCCGGACAAUACGGAACACCAACUAUAAAUGUGUCGCUUCUUUGUGGAUUCAUUGCUUCCAGUUUUGUUGCAAUGAUUGAGAGUAUUGGAGAUUACAAUCUUUGUGCUCAACUGUCAAAACAAGGGAGGAUUCCAGAGUCUAAUCUAAACCGAGGAUUCGUUGUCGAAGGAAUCGGAUGUAUGCUUUCUUCUUCAUUUGGAAUCGGGACUGGAAUCACAACAUAUGCUGAAAAUAUUGCUAUAAUGUCUGUAACAAAAGUAGCAAGUCGGAUAACAAUGCAAGUUGCUGGUGUUUUCCUUUUGGUCGCUGGAAUAUUUUCAAAGUUUUCUGCGGUUUUGGCCAUGAUCCCAGAGCCAGUUGUCGGAGGUGUUUUGGCAAUUGGAAUAUGUAUGGUUAAUGGAGUUAUGCUCAGAAAUCUUUUGACAGUAGAUCUUCGUCUUUCCCGAAACUUGACAAUAAUGGGCAUAUCUAUAAUAAUGGGAUUGACAGUCGCCCUCCAUUUUGAGAACAAUCCAUUAAAGAGUGGUAAUCAAACAGUUGAUAAUGUGUUCGGAACACUUCUAACUAUCCGAAUGUUAAUCGGAGGUAUUAUUGCAUUCACAUUGGAUAAUAUCACUCCAGGCGCAACAAGAGAACAGAGAGGAUUCAGAAGAUUUGAUGAGAGUGGAGACGAUGACACAUUAGUAGAGAAUAAUGGAUAUGCAUUACCUUCUUUCAUGAAUAGAUUUUUCCUGAAAUAUCGCUGGCUGACAUACAUUCCAUUGGUUCCUUCAAGAGAUGAGAUCAUGGAUAUUGAAGAGAAAAGAAUGGAAAUCAAAUACAAGCUUUAA
Caenorhabditis remanei is the source of this 2397-nucleotide messenger RNA. RefSeq lists its product as uncharacterized. The coding region runs from base 1 to 2397 and encodes 798 amino acids. The record is from RefSeq and is a predicted model, not a curated record. Gene Ontology annotation, cellular component: membrane. NCBI's taxonomy places the organism in Eukaryota, Metazoa, Nematoda, Chromadorea, Rhabditida, Rhabditidae. Gene Ontology annotation, biological process: phospholipid metabolic process; transmembrane transport; arachidonate secretion. Gene Ontology annotation, molecular function: transmembrane transporter activity; A2-type glycerophospholipase activity. The transcript is spliced from 16 exons.